Molecule: messenger RNA, 1115 nt
Organism: Diatraea saccharalis (sugarcane borer)
Lineage: Eukaryota; Metazoa; Arthropoda; Insecta; Lepidoptera; Crambidae
Source: the annotation of a GenBank genome assembly
AAGAAGAAGACUUUCUCUACACUGGUUAAUUUAAAUUUUUAAAUAAAUUAUGUUACUUUCGAUGUCUAAUGUCCUUUAUUGUUGAAUUUUGUAAUAUAUAAUCAAUAUCAAAAUCAUAUAAAUGGCGAACGAUAGGGAAGUAUUACGUGAAAUAUGGGACGGAAAACUUCCUAUUUGUUUUCAGCUUGCUCAGGAAGAAAUUAUGGAAAUUCAACAACCAGAUCCUUUUUACGUGAUGGUACCAAGGCUUAGUUACUUUCCACUAGUAACGGAUAAGAUGAAAAGGCAUUUUCUACGUUAUAUAUCUCAAGAAAAUUCUGACAGUGAAAUGUGGUUGGACUAUAAUGGACAGCCACUUAAGUGGCAUUAUCCUAUAGGAUUCUUGUAUGAUCUCUUCUGUGGCAAUGACCCACAAUUACCUUGGACACUAACUGUACAUUUUACCAAAUUCCCUGAGGAUGUACUUCUGCAUUGUCCAAAUAAAGAUAUUGUGGAGGCACAUUACAUGUCCACAGUAAAAGAAGCUGAUGUUCUAAAACAUCGUGGGCAGGUUAUGUCAACUAUGCAGAAAAAAGAUCACAAUCAACUAUGGCUUGGAUUACAAAAUGAUAAAUUUGACCAAUUUUGGGCAGUAAACAGGAGACUCAUGGAGUCCCACAGUGAUAAUGAAGGAUUCAAACACAUACCAAUAAGAAUAUAUUCUGAUGAUGGAAUAUGUAAUCAACGAUUAGUCAGUCCGAAGAAUGUUGAUGGUAGUAGAAAGAAUUUGCAUCAAAUGAUAUCAGAAUUAUAUCCUGACAAAAGUGAUGUCAAAUUGAGAACACAUGGGGUAACACUUCCUUUAGACACACCAUUGCAGUGGCUUUCAGAACAUAUGAGUUAUCCAGAUAAUUUCCUUCACUUAUGUUUAUGUUAAGAGAAAGAAUAAAUGUUAUCUGAAUUUAUUUACAUGUCAACAUUUUUUUGUAAAUAACAUUUUAACUUGCGAAAAUGGAUAUAUUUCUAAAAAGUAAGUUGCUUACCAAAUAUUUAUUAUUAUAGUAGUAGAUAUUUUGUUAAACUUUCUAUUCCAAUAAAUGUAUCUUCUUUUAUUUUUAUAUGUAUAAAAUAUAUAA